This is a messenger RNA of Doryrhamphus excisus (bluestripe pipefish), 4069 nucleotides long. RefSeq names its product N-acetylated alpha-linked acidic dipeptidase like 1 (gene naaladl1). The record is from RefSeq and is a predicted model, not a curated record. Gene Ontology annotation, molecular function: carboxypeptidase activity. NCBI's taxonomy places the organism in Eukaryota, Metazoa, Chordata, Actinopteri, Syngnathiformes, Syngnathidae.
CGAAUCUACGAGCAGUUUACCUUACCAAAACAUUGAUUUCAAAGAUAUUCAUUAACCAGUUUUGACAAACACGAUAUUUUAGCGCUCAAUAAGAACAACAAGAAAAAUAAGACAACAACAACAAGUUUCGCGUGCGUCUCUGUUUAUAUAAUAUAAUUAACCACCACAGGAGGGCAGCACUGGUUUUGAUUGAAGACGUUGAGGAAGAUAAGCCACAACCGUGCUGACUGCUGGUAUCCUGAUCGGACACUACGGCAUCGAGAAGAGUAGCAGCUCCACGGCAUCCUGGGUGAAAGAUGUGGCCAAAGAUGUGGACGAGAAGAUGGUGGAGGAGUUCUUGUCUGAGGUGGACAACAUGCACAUUCAGGAGAACCUUAGGGAGUUGACUAAAGUGCCUCACAUGGCCACCACAGCUGGAGAUGAGCAAACAGUGCAGUUGAUGCUGAAAAGAUGGCAAGAUCCUGAAAGUGGUCUGGAUUGGGCCUGGAGAGAGGAAUACAUGGUUUAUCUGUCCUUCCCUGAUCCCAGCAGGCCCAAUAAGGUCACUGUGGUCAACGCCUCCAAUAGUAUCAUGCACACAGUCAGAGAGAAAGAGAAGGCUUACACUUUGGACCAAAAUGAUCCGACUGUGGUUCAACCUUACGCUGCUUACUCUCCUGCUGGGCACCCUCAGGGGAAACUGGUGUACGCAAACUAUGGGAGAGUAGGUGACUACAAGCUACUGAACCAGACACUGGACCUCAGAGGCACCAUCGCCAUCACAAGAUACGGUGGGGCGGGAAGAGCAGCCAAAGCCAUCAACGCAGCCCCUUAUGGUGUCAUUGGCGUGCUUGUCUACACCGACCCUUGGGACAUUAAUGAUGGUCUCAUGUCAGACACCAAUGAAACAUACCCACAUUCCUGGUACAUGCCACCUUCCGGUGUGGAGAGAGGCUCAUUUAAUUCUCACUACGGAGACCUGCUCACUCCUUAUUUUGCUGCCAAAGAGGAUACAUACAGAAUUCCGGCGAAGAACAUUACAGGGCUCCCUCCCAUUCCUAUUCAACCAAUCGGCUUUGAGGAUGCUUACAUAUUAAUCUGUGAGCUGGAUGGAGCACAAGCUCCACAAGCAUGGCAGGGAAGUUUUAACUGCACCUACAACUUCGGUGGUCCGGGUUUUAGGCCCACUUCUGCCUUCAACAACAGUGAUGUGAAGUUGGACAUCUUCAACUACGAGGAGGUGAAGAACUCCUCCAAUGUGAUGGGAGUCAUCAGAGGCAGUGUGGAGCCAGAUAGAUACGUGAUCUAUGGAAACCACAGAGACAGUUGGGUUCACGGUGCUAUCGACCCGAGCAGUGGGACGUCUGUCAUGCUGGAACUAACACGGGUUCUUGGCAAGAAGGUCAAGCAAGGGAAGUGGCGGCCUCGCAGGUCAAUUAUAUUUGGAAGCUGGGGAGCGGAAGAGUUUGGCCUCAUUGGGUCGGCAGAAUACACAGAGCAAUACUUCACCAAGCUCAGUGAACGCACCGUAGCUUACAUCAACGUGGAUAUAGCCGUUUUUGCCAACACCUCUCUCCGAGCAUCGGGAAUGCCAUCAUUACAGAACGUCAUCUUCACAGCUGCUAAACAGGUAAAGGCGCCCGGGCAGGACUCAAUGUCAGUGUAUGAUAAGUGGAUCCAGUAUUCUAACAGAACUAGCCCCGUCUAUGGACCUAUUCCUUGGAUGGGGUACCUGACAGGAGCUGGGAGUGAUUAUGCCCCCUUUGUCCAUCACUUGGGAAUCACUUCCGUGGACCUUUCAUACACUUAUGACAGGACUAAAACAAAUGCCAGGAUUUAUCCAGCAUACCACACAGCGUACGACACCUACGACUAUGCCUCGAGAUUCAUUGAUCCCGGGUUCUACACACAUCAGGCCGUCGCCAGAACUGCAGGGAGCAUCCUGGUUCGACUGGCUGACAGUCUGGUGUUGCCUUUGAACUGCAGUGACUAUGCUGAGAGUUUGGAGGACUACCUUGACUUAGCACUGAAACUGUAUGAAACAGAACUACGUGCUAAGAAUAUCUCCAUGGAACCGUUAAAGCGAGCAGUUGCCAGCUACCGCAGUGCUGCUACCCGUUUAGAUCAAGUCAUUGGAAGCUCAGAUUUGGCGAAUGAAACGCCACUGAAAGUGCGGAAGAUCAAUGAUCAGCUUAUGUUGCAGGAACGGGCUUUCUUGAACCCUCUGGCAUUCCCAAAUAAAUAUGGAUACAGGCAUGUUAUAUGGGCCUCAAGCGACACCGGCGCAAGGACCUUCCCUGGUUUAAGUGACGCCUGCUCCAGAGCCAUGUCGUCGGGAAAACCUAACGCCUGGGCUAAAGUACAUUACCAUGUGUCAGUAGUCAGCCAGGCCAUAGAGGGCGCCGCACACAUGAUGCUCGAUGUUAUAUAGACAAAGAACCAACAACUGUCAUGUGAGCUCUCACAAAUGCAAAACGUUCUCUGCAUUUUGUGUGUCUUUUUGUAUUUUUCCAUUGAAUUCCAUGAUUAUAUUUCAGGGAUUUAAACGUUUGAAAGCCAGUAUGUUUACAUGGUAUCAUUUUUUAUAUUGAAAAACAUCCAAAACCUUUUAUAAUGAGAAGAAAAACGCAACCCAAUCCAGAAAACCCUACAGUCACACACAUUUUUAUUCAGAAUGUAAAUCCCUUUGUGGUAGACAAUUUGAUAAGCAUCUACAUCCAUGAGUAGUAGCAAGAGGCAGGGAGUACUUUCAAUGUUAGUGCAGAGCUGUCAACAUAUACACAUUUAUAGUACUCAACAUGCAAUUUGACUCUUGAAUAUGUGUCUAUGUUCUCCAAUCUGUUGCAUUUUCCUGGCAACGUGUUGCACUUUGUUCAACGGUCCUUGAAUGCACCAUCUGUGAGAAUACAUAAAGAUAAGAUCUGACGACCGUGUUGACUGCUAGUGUGUGUAGUUGUACGGUGCACUUCUCUGAAAAACUAACUCUAGUCUCGUACUGAUGGAUGGUGGGUCUGUAUUCAUUUCCUGCUUUUAAAUUGAUGUCGUCCCUGUUUUAGUUUUACACAAUAAAUAGAAACACACAUUCAUUAUUUUGGUAAAAAGGCUCUUGUGCAGAAAACAGUAAAAAAGUGUGAUUUUGCUGCAUGCUUUGAAUGGGCAAAAGUAUGCCAUCUGGUGGACGGGAUCAUUCCUUGUUUAUCACGGUUAAUUGGUUCUGCGAAGUAGUAUUCAAUAUUAAUACACAGAACAUUUUCAUAGUUCAAGAGUAUAGAAAACCUGCUUUAUACUUUCUCACUACAAUACCAUUAUUAGAGCCCUGUUGACAUGAAACAACACAGUAAGAGUCCCAUUUACACUCCUAUUAUUGUUUCCACCACAUUAUGAUAUGGCCAUGGCUUUAAGUAUUAGCAGGCUACAGAGCUAACUAGGUCGCCUCCAAUUUACAUACUGUAUUCUAAAAUUAAAGGGGACCUCAUACACUCAUUUUCAAGCUUUUGUGUUGAGUUUUGGAUUCCUAUAGAGCAGCGACACAUGAUAACCCACACAGAAAGCUUUCUAAAUCUUCCAGAUCUCUGCACGUCUUCCUGCAGUGUUUCCUGCAUUCUGCUGAAACUCCCGGCCCUCCUCCAGGCACGCCUUAUGCCGAGCCCAUUCUACUGUGAUUGGUCACACUCCCUCCGCAUGCUGUAUAAUCACUAUAUGCACACACAGCUUGAGCCUAGGCAUGCCCAUAUAAGGAAGUCCGGGUUAUUGAGAAUAUUUCUAAAAACAAAGUCUCAAGAAACAGGUAUUUCUUGCCAGUCGCAAAGUUUAUUGUUAUUUACAUAGACUUUCCCCUGUCAUUAAAUACCCCACCAUCCUUCUCUCCCCACCAUCAUAACCUCCCCUCCCUCCCCAUUUCCUCCCUCUCUCAAGUCACCAAUAACAGGAGAGAAAGGUCGUCGGGCAGAAAAAAACACACACACACUACUUACUUUGUGCAGCAUAUUGCUUCUUAAGACAUUUGCGAAAAAAAUCCAUAAAUUACAAAUACUACUGUUUUUUUUCCUGUUUCGGUUUUCUGUUCUGAACAGAAUCUAAAAAAAUAAAA